CUUCCCUUCCCAGUAUCUUUUAGAAAGAGAGAGAGAUGAAGAAAGAAGAGAGUGUAACAGUAAGUGAAUAUGAAGAUGAAGAAGAUGAUGAUGAUGACUACAUAGACAUGGAGCUGAGCUCAUCCUCAGACAGCAGAGAAUUCGAGUUCCAAAUGUCCGGCGCCGCCACCCUUACUCAAACAGCCGACCACCUCUUCCACAAAGGCAGACUCCUCCCCCUCUACCUCAUCCCCGCCGCCGCCGAUAUCUCCCCAUCGGAAUCGUGCCGAGCGAGCUGCGACCUCAGCUCCGACGACUUCUUCUUCGAAUGGUCAAGCAACCUCAUCAACCACAACCACCACCCCACCAAAAUCUCGUGGCCCAAGAAGCUCAAGCACUCCCUCAAAGCCUACCUCAAAUCGCUCUUCGUCAAAUCCGCCAAGUCCCAAGAAAUCAAUGCCACUGCAAUCGACGACGACACUGCGCAGCAGAGGAGGUCGUUUUCGAGCGCCAUCAAGUGGCAUUCACCGACAAAGUGUCUGUCGUCGUCUUCCUCGAAUUCAUCAUCAGCCUCAUCUUUCUCGCUCAACUCCAACGACCUGCAGAGGAGCAGCAGCGCCACUGAAGCCGAGGGCUCCAUUGAAGCCGCCAUAGCUUAUUGCAAGAAAUCUCAACUGAUUUCUUAACUAUUGCAAUUUCCAGAUUAUAUAUAUGCUGUAUGAAAUAGUUUAGACCACGAUUUAUGAAUUUGACUGUACAUCUAUAUUUUGUGUGAUUACUAUGGUUAUAUAAUAAAGUAUAUGACCCAA
This is a messenger RNA of Salvia splendens (bonfire salvia), 788 nucleotides long. RefSeq names its product probable membrane-associated kinase regulator 3. The coding region runs from base 36 to 665 and encodes 209 amino acids. Gene Ontology annotation, molecular function: kinase inhibitor activity. Gene Ontology annotation, cellular component: plasma membrane. Lineage: Eukaryota; Viridiplantae; Streptophyta; Magnoliopsida; Lamiales; Lamiaceae. The record is from RefSeq and is a predicted model, not a curated record. The transcript has a single exon.